CGACUUCCGCUGCUGUGUCUAUCCACACAGUAGUACAUCAAUAUUUGGUCUUCUCUUAUCUCUGUUGCUCGUCGUAACAUUUAAUUGGCGCCUCAAAGGUGACCCAACCAAAAGGAGCUUUAGGUACAUCCAGUAUCCAGCCUCUAAUGAAACAGAAGUAUCCGUCCGGCCGGCCCUUUUGUUUCCAGCUCAAACCCCCUCUCUCAUCCAGCCCUGUUGGUCCCGGCACAACGUUCAACAUUGGGACGUUUUAUUGAUGCUGCGGUCGGAAAGUUAUACUGUUGCCGUGGUGACCUUCCCGAGAACUUAACCGUUCCCCGCCCAGGACCCGGGUCAUCAAGGGGUCCGAAGGAACAUGUUCUAGAAGCUCCCGGUCUGUCCUCUACAGUUCUGGGCUUUGAUCGUGGAAGAUGAGCAAUGAUGAUGAGUUCUAUGAUGCCGUAACAGGCCUGGACUCAGACGAGUCCUCUGAGAGCAUGUCGGAGGCCAGCUUCAAGGAGGCCACGGGGAUGGACUACGGCAGCCAGACCAAGAAUGGCUCCAUCAGGAGGGAGAACGGCACUAAGAAGCACCGGACGGCGUUGCCGGCUCCCAUGUUCCCCAGAAACUCUGUUAGUAUCUGGGGCAUUCUGAAGAAGUGUAUUGGAUUGGAACUGUCCAAGAUCACCAUGCCUAUCGCCUUCAACGAACCUCUCAGCUUCCUGCAGAGGAUCUCAGAGUACAUGGAGCACACGUACCUGCUCAACAAAGCCUGCACACUGCCCGACUCCAUACAGCGCAUGCAGGCGGUAGCUGCCUUUGCGGUGUCAGCAGUCGCCUCUCAGUGGGACAGAACAGGGAAACCCUUUAACCCUCUCCUGGGAGAGACCUACGAACUGACCAGAGAGGACCAGGGGUACCGGCUGGUGUCGGAGCAGGUGUCCCACCACCCCCCGGUCAGUGCCUUCCACGCGGAGAGCUUGGCCGGGGACUUUGUCUUUCACGGCUCCAUCUACCCCAAGCUCAAGUUCUGGGGCAAGAGUGUGGAGGCGGAGCCCAAAGGAACAAUAACAAUGGAACUGCUCAAGUUCAACGAGGCCUACACGUGGAGCAACCCCUUCUGCUGCGUUCACAACAUCAUUCUGGGGUCCCUCUGGAUCGAACAGUACGGCACCGUGGAAAUCAUCAACCACAGCACGGGCGACAAGUGUGUGCUGAACUUCAAGCCCUGUGGGAUGUUUGGGAAGGAGCUCCAUCGGGUGGAGGGCUACAUCCAGGACAAGAGUAAACGGAAGCACUGUGUGAUCUACGGGAAGUGGACGGAGUGCAUGUGGAGUGUGGAUCCUCAAACCUUUGAGAAUCACAGGAAGAACGAGAAGAAAGGAGAGAGCAGAAAGCACAGACCGGAGGAGGAGAGGAAGGAGAACGACGACUCAGACGACAUGCCAGAGUCGCAGGACACCGUCUCCGUCAUACCAGGGAGCACCUUGCUGUGGCGCAUCGCCUCCAGACCCACACACUCCACCACGAUGUACAACUUCACCAGCUUCGCCAUGUCUCUGAACGAGAUGGAGCCGGGCAUGGAGGCCACGCUGCCCCCCACGGACGGCCGCCUGCGGCCGGACAUCAGGGCCAUGGAGAACGGCUUGAUGGACGAGGCCAGUCGGGAGAAGGAGCGGCUGGAGCAGAAGCAGAGGGAGUCCAGGAAGGAGAGAGCCAAGAGCCAAGAGGAAUGGUCCACGAGGUGGUUCCAGCAGGGUAACAAUCCCUUCACCGGCUCCCCGGAUUGGCUGUACACGGGCGGGUACUUCAACAGGAACUACGCGACUCUGCCCAACAUCUACUGAAGCUCUUCUCUCCCCCCCCCCCCAUCCUUAUCCUCCUCCUCUUCGUCAGCCGAUCCCUCUCAGGAUCAAUGGCGGCUCUAUCUCCUUGAUCAUUAUCAUCUUCAUCAUCGCCAUGGUUUUGAUCGUCAGUUGCACAGUGAUAAGCCCUGCAUGAAGACAGUGUGAAGUCUUUGACCAACCAUCUUCCUCUGUCUGAACGGGCUGCACUAGAAGGAAAGGGAAGACUUUAGUCUUUCACCACAAGACUCCCCGGCUCUCACCUCUUUCUUCUCUGGACUGUAGCACCAGAACCAUAACACUCACCAACUCCUCUUCCUUACUUGAUGCCUGCAAGCCAACACAGACAAUUCAAUCCACACAUUCCAACUCCAUCACCGCUGUGCAUCACAGUGUGGUGUGUUGGGGCCAUCACGAUCCCUGGUGUCUCUGAACCAGCCCCCCUCUUGUAAUGUGACCUGUCAUUUGAGAAUGAGCAGCAACCUCUAGUGGUGAAGGAGGGUCAGAGAGGUGGACGCGUGCAUCGAUAUCCCAUUAAAUCAAUCCCCAGGUAGAUAUAACGAAGGCAGAAUGAGAGGGAUGAAAAAAAAAAUGGUACUAAUUAAGAUAUUGAAUCUAUUUACUUAUAAGACGCUGUACACUGCAGAAAGUAGCCCCAUGCUUGUGGUUUAGCAGCAAGGCAUCACAUGCAAACCAAAUGCUUAAUGAGCUGGAUACUAUACAUACAGGUCUAUAUAGGUCUUCCUAAGAAAGGUUAAGUGGCCCUGAAAUGCACUGAUCACAAGCAGUAUUCAAUGUAACAGGAGAUGGCUCAACCAGUCUCCAUGGCAAAACUGGAGAAUCUGAUUUCUAAGAGACUGAUAAGUAAAAAGGAUAUUAUUUAGUGAUCAAGGUUUAGGUCUGAACGCUAUGGAUGGCAUGAUGCCUGUUAAGUAUGCAUGGAUAGUAAGAGCGGCUUUACACUGUGUGUUUCAGGUCAACUUCAGAAUGUACACUCCCAAUAUAAACUUAAAGGCAUACUUAUUAUUAUGCAGCCACUGCUCCAUAAUGUUCAGGUAGCAUAAGUUGAUUUCAUUCUCUAUUUCAUACAACUACUAUUCUGAACGUCAACCAUCAGAUUACUGUCAAUAGUAAAUUAUAUUCAUAAUAUACCUAUAUGAUAUAGAUAUGACACAUUCCUAUUUUUCUACAAAUCUAAAUCGUAUAUGAAGUUUCCCCGAGGCGAAGCAUCAUCGCAGCCUUCAUGAAGAUGGCCUUUUGUAGCGUGAGAUGACCAUUGACUUCUUCCUAGUGCACUCCUCAUCAAACCCUCCCUCACACUUAUCGAUUCAAUGCCAGGACCACACUACUGUUCAUCUGUUGAGUGAAUGUGUAGUUGUGUGUACGCGUGUGUCAGUAAAUGGUUGGAACAUUAAGAGACACUACAUCCACAAUCCUACUGCAUAGAAAGCAAAGUGGAUUUAAAUCAAAUCCACAUCUUGCACCUUUUUGUUUUACCAGAGGCAUGUGGACUGAGACACAGGUGGCCUUGCCUUUUUGAGUGUGUUUCAAAUGUAGCAUACUUUGUUCAUUUCUUUGACUUGCCUUGGGUUUAUGUCAAACAAUAAUCAUAUUUCCCAUUGUAUGACUUUAUUUCCAGUAUAUAUUGUUUUGGACUUUGUUUUUUUCAGGUCUUUAACAUGAUCAAAUGUUCAGAUUUACUGAUAACAGACAGAAUGUAACUACUUCUCCAAACUAUGCCACCGCCCCUUCUCCUAAGAACUGAGACUAGAAAGUGUUACAAGGCACUGGUCCAUUUUCUAAAGCCUAAUUCCUUUUUAACAAAAUUGGCAUGAGAAGUAUUUGCUCGCUUUGCGGUUCAAAGAUAACUGAACAGAUGAUACAAAUAAAUAUUAUUACUAGUAUUACUUCUUCAGUCCGUUGUUGCAUACGCUGCAGUCUAAUAACUCAAAGUCCUAUUGUGACUGUGGUCUUUCUAGCCCUGGUAAUUGCUCCUUUCCAAAAACAUGUUACUAUAUUAUUAAUAAUACUAUAAUCCCAUUUAACACACACUACAUGGUUUUAUGUUUCUUCUGCGGCCAUUUUUCUCUAAACUGUAUUUCAAAGAUUAGUUAAAUUUUGGAGUUUCAUGACUUGAUGUUAUACAUGUAUUGCAGAGAGGUAAACACAAAAUGGCAUUCUGUGCAAUUGAUUUUUAUAUAGUAUUUAAACAGUUUUUGGUGAAAGCAAAAUGAAAUAACUUUGUUUUAAGGUGGGGGGAAGUUAAGGGGUAACCUUAGAUGGUAAAUAGAUUAAUUAAUAAUAUAUGGGGGGAAAUGUCUUAAUAAAAUGCUAAUUUCAGUUUUGAUAUACA
Messenger RNA from Gadus morhua (Atlantic cod), 4176 nucleotides. Its product is annotated as oxysterol-binding protein-related protein 2. The coding region runs from base 411 to 1826 and encodes 471 amino acids. Lineage: Eukaryota; Metazoa; Chordata; Actinopteri; Gadiformes; Gadidae. Gene Ontology annotation, molecular function: cholesterol binding. Gene Ontology annotation, cellular component: cytosol; plasma membrane; perinuclear endoplasmic reticulum. The transcript has 14 exons. The record is from RefSeq and is a predicted model, not a curated record.